Mirounga angustirostris (Northern elephant seal) is the source of this 1402-nucleotide messenger RNA. RefSeq names its product cold shock domain containing C2 (gene CSDC2). The coding region runs from base 116 to 880 and encodes 254 amino acids. Gene Ontology annotation, biological process: regulation of mRNA stability. NCBI's taxonomy places the organism in Eukaryota, Metazoa, Chordata, Mammalia, Carnivora, Phocidae. The transcript is spliced from 4 exons. Gene Ontology annotation, molecular function: mRNA 3'-UTR binding. The record is from RefSeq and is a predicted model, not a curated record. Gene Ontology annotation, cellular component: cytoplasm.
CCGUGUCCCUUUAAGCAGGGAGUACAAAUUCUCAUCGCAGUCCCUCCCUCCUGCUCUUCCUGACGUCAGGAGGAGGGCGUGUGUGAGUGAGUGAGUGAGGGGCUCGAGGUGCCGCAUGCUCACACACACACACACACACACACACACACACACACACACACACACACACACACAGAGUCAUACCCACAACCCAUCCUUCAGACCAUCCCCUGCUGGCCAGCUCCGAGCCGGAGACAGGCGGAGUGCUGAAGGCGGCCGCCGGAGCCAGUGCCUGGACCUCGGCAGCCAGGGAGAGACGGAGCCUGUGGCUGGCACGGCUGCCGAGCAGGGCCAGGCCGGGCCCUGCCCGCAAGGACGCCCAAGCUCUUCGCCGGCCCCUGUGCCCGAGAGCCCACCAGGCUCUCUUGCUGGACCCGCCAUGACUUCAGAGCCCACGUCGCCCCCGGUAGUGCCCCCACUCCACUCCCCCAAGUCUCCUGUGUGGCCCACCUUCCCCUUCCACCGGGAGGGCAGCAGGGUCUGGGAGCGAGGCGGCAUCUCAUCCCGGGACCUGCCCAGUCCUCUGCCCACCAAACGGACCAGGACGUAUUCAGCGACAGCCCGUGCCUCGGCUGGCCCCGUGUUCAAGGGCGUCUGUAAGCAGUUCUCACGCUCACAGGGCCAUGGUUUCAUCACCCCUGAGAAUGGAUCCGAGGACAUCUUUGUGCACGUGUCUGACAUCGAGGGGGAGUACGUGCCCGUGGAAGGCGACGAGGUGACCUACAAGAUGUGCCCCAUCCCACCCAAGAACCAGAAGUUCCAGGCUGUGGAGGUGGUGCUCACCCAGUUGGCCCCACAUACUCCCCACGAGACGUGGUCCGGCCAGGUCGUGGGCUCCUAGGCUGGGGGGCUCACGUGUCAGCUGCUGGGCGGGUGGGGAGCCACACUGGGUGGAUGGGCAGUGGCGGGCUCUAGGCCCCGCUGCACUGGCUGGCCGGGGCCCCUGGGCGGCCUCAGCGUGCACGUCUGUCUGUCUGUGCUUGUGGCCGUGAGCACGUGCCUCCAUCCACCCCGCGUGACCCGUGACUGUUGUGUGAGCUGGACCAAAGGUGAGGCCCCCAGGCCUGCCUUCUGGUUGUCCGCUCUCUCCUUCCCCUCCCUGCCACAUCCGCACAGGCCCCUCCCGCCCUCCUGUCCACUGAGCCCCUGAGGGCCUGCGUCGGGCCUGGGACUGGGAGGCAGGGGGCACCAGUGGGCCCCUCCCCGUGCAAGCGGGUUCCCCUUGCCUCUGCCCCAGGCCCAGCCCAGGGCCAGAUUCUGCUUGUGCUACUUACACCUCCCACCCUGGGCUGGGGUCUCCCACGGUGGCCUGGACCCCUUCCCACAGAAGCCAGGCCAGCGAGAGCUCUGGGGGAGCCUCCCA